AUGAAUCAGCCCUUUGGCGACUUUGGAGAGAACCUCUCAUUCUACGGCUCCGCCUCCUACUCGGGGGGGGCGGGCGCGAAGAGCGGCGAGUCUUUCGGGAUGAUUUCCUUGGAUCCGAGCAACCCGGCCGGCGAGUGCGCGCCGCCGCCCAAGACAGAGUCUUCCAGCAUGCAGAACUUGAUCUUCGGCAAGAUAUUUGAGGGCAAAGGCAGCGGGGCGGACACGACCUUCGCCUCGACGCGCAGCUCUUCUGCCUUUGGCUCCUUCACUGACAAGAGCUGGAACCCGCUGAGCAAACCGCCUCGGGGGUCAAUGGACAACGUCGCCGCCGCCUUGGCGCAGGCUGGGAGGAGCGGCCUUCCUGGCCAGAACGCCGCCAACGCGCAGGAGGAGCAAGGUCUGCUGGCCUCAGGCAUGUCGGCGGUCAAAGAAGGGGCGACCCGCAUUCUCGGCGGCGCCCAGACCGUCGUCGCCGCGACUACGCAGUCCGUCACAGAGUCGCCCCUCUCCACGCAGCAUCUCCUUCUCUUUGGUCUCGUCGCAGGCGUCGGAGUGCUCUUCAUGUUUCUCGCCUUCCUCACCCUGCCUCUGCUCGUCUUCGCCCCCGCCAAAUUCGCCCUCCUGUUCACGAUGGGAUCCGUCUGCUUCAUGGUCAGUCUCGCGUUGCUCCGCGGCGUCACGGCCCUCGUCGCUCACCUCUCCGAAGCUGCAAGGCUACCGUUCACGAUCGCAUACGGUCUGUCUCUCGUUCUCACUCUCUACGCAACACUGUGGGCAAAGUCUUACGUCCUUACUCUCAUCUUUUCGGUCGUGCAAAUGCUGGCACUCGCCUCGUUCUUGGUGUCGUACAUUCCGGGUGGGAAGCACAUGCUCAAGUUCAUCGGGGGGGCCGCGUGGCAGAUGGUGAAGAAGUUGUGCAACUGCAAGGACGCGAGAGAUCUGCAGUUGCCGUUGUAG
Neospora caninum is the source of this 957-nucleotide messenger RNA. RefSeq lists its product as hypothetical. NCBI's taxonomy places the organism in Eukaryota, Apicomplexa, Conoidasida, Eucoccidiorida, Sarcocystidae. The coding region runs from base 1 to 957 and encodes 318 amino acids. The record is from RefSeq and is a predicted model, not a curated record. Gene Ontology annotation, biological process: vesicle-mediated transport. Gene Ontology annotation, cellular component: membrane. The transcript is spliced from 2 exons.